This is a messenger RNA of Cynara cardunculus var. scolymus (artichoke), 1335 nucleotides long. RefSeq names its product protein IQ-DOMAIN 1. Gene Ontology annotation, molecular function: protein binding. Lineage: Eukaryota; Viridiplantae; Streptophyta; Magnoliopsida; Asterales; Asteraceae. The coding region runs from base 1 to 1119 and encodes 372 amino acids. The transcript has 6 exons. The record is from RefSeq and is a predicted model, not a curated record.
AUGGGGAUUACUGGAGAACUUGUCAGGAGUGUGUUCUCCAAGAAUCGAUCUUUCGGAACCACCCACGAUGCCAAUGUGAUGAGAAACAAUGCAGUUGAAAGAAAGAGAUGGGCUUCUGUCAGAUCAUAUCUUUGUGGUGAUGAAUUCAAUUCGGUUUUAGCCGGAGAAGAUGCAGCUUCUAGAAGAAGCUCGAAAGCCGCCAUGAAUUCGGUUUUAAUGGAGGAUAAUUCUGGUUCUGGUAGAAGUUCGAAAGCUACUGUUUUUAGUUCAAGAAUUGAUGAUGAGGGUUCUGAGGCCACUGUCACACAGCCCAUUUCCGAUCACUCCAAUGAAACUUCAGAAGCCGACGAAAAGACCGAAUUGGCCUCCAAACAUGAUGCUGCAGUUAUCAUUCAGUCAGAAUUUAGAAGUUUUCUGAUCAGGCAUCGAAACAAAAAACUUGAAUCGACAAACAGCGGUGGUCUCGAGCUAGUUCCCUCAAGUAAAGAGUCUAUAGCAACAUCAGUAGAAGUCCAAACUGGAAACUCGGUGGUGGAAGCCAAAGAGGGUAGCGAUGGUUUCGCCAAUCGUAUGCAACAUCACAAGGGCGCCAGAUCACACGCGUCGAAGCUAAAGCAGGAAGAUUGGGAUGACAGUACUGUGAGUAGCAACAUAUCGAAAAUGAGGAUUCAGAAUCGAUUAGAGGCUUCUACUAGACGCGAAAGGGCACUCGCCUAUGCUUUCUCGCAACAGCUGAGGAUCUGCUCAAAGAAGAAACAAAGCGUGAGAUCUGGGAAUGAGUCGGAAGCGAACAUGAGUUGGAGUUGGCUCGAGAGAUGGAUGGCCACCCGACAACAUGAUACUUCUUUCGGGGAUGUAAGCAAACAAUUCGAACAGCUGAAUGGGAAUCAAAAACUAAUGGUGAAAUCACGAGUAUUAUCAGAUCUGCCCGGGGAAGAGAAGGAAAGCUGUGGAUCAAAUGAAGUCUCGAUGCAUUUCGAUACCAUCUCUUCGAGCUCAAAAACAGACGAGAAAUCGUACUACAAACCCGCUCGGAACCGGCUCAAGGCUACAUCCGUCUCGAGGCGAAAGAGUAAGAUGAAGAGGCAAGGAGGAGGAGAAAUUAGAUGUGAAGGUUAACAAUAUUUUUACCGGUUGCGGUCAAUAAUAUUUACUGCUGUAACUCCGUUGAUAGUACGCGUGGUAGAUAUGUAAUUAAGUUCGAAGCAACAUUCAGAAUGGAAGGUUAUUAUAAGUAAAAAAUAUAGCUUUGUAAGUCGGUAAUCGAAAUUUCAUGAUUUGUGUUCUACAAAAUUGCAUCACUUUUGUUCUUUUUUCAUGUGUUUCUCCUUUUUC